CCAAAACCGUCUGCUUUGGGGAAAGCUGAAGAAACCUAAUUCCCGGCAAUUGGAGAAAGGUUGAAGUAGAUCGUCGGCACAAAUCUUUGCCGGUCGCUUUCUUGCUCUUCGGCAAGCAAAUCUUAGAAAACCUAAUUCGGCCGAUUGGAGAAAACCCGAAGGAGAUCCUCUGCAACCUAAUUCCGGGAAUCGAAGAAAGUUUGAAGGAGAUCAUUGGCAUAAAUCUUCGUAACUGGCUUUUCGUUGGACCUCGAUCCUUUCUUAGCUUCCUGCCGCUGUUGUUGGCGCCAGAUCGGAACCGGCUUCAUAUAACUGCUGCGAAACCUAAUGUAUGUUUGUCCCUGAUGUUCGCCACCUCUGAGCGGAAGAAGGAGCUGCUACGGCCGCAGAUCACCGGAAUAAGCAGUCCUUCAUCCACUAAACCCAUGAUCACAAACUCUUAUCCUUCCUCCACAGCUGCUAACUCUGGCUCUUCACAUCAGAAGACGACAUCAGAGAAGGCCUUUUUGGGUUCCAUUGUGAUUGCUGAUCCAUAUCCACCACAACGCACAGAACAAGAUGUAGUCAACAACCAAUGGUUGGCAGGACUGUGUCCAACCCCACUUCCUAAGGGGCAGACACUGACUGAAGCGCUUCUUGAGCUGGCGACGCGGGAAGCGGCCCUAGACCCUCUUCCUCCUGAUUAUGAUACGGACGCGGAAUGGGGUGAUUAUGAGGGUGGAUGUUGCGACGACAGUCAUUGGGCAAAUGAAGAGCCGGAUUGGGACUGGUUUCGCUCGAUCAUGGUUCAUCCCCCAUGCCCAAGAUAUGAGAAGAGGGGUCUCCUGCUUGAUUCCGAUUAUUUCAUUCCCCGAAAUUUCUUACUUCUAUUGUUACGCGGAAGGAGAAGCUGCUGCAGCAGACCACAGUACUAGGCUAUGUCACUGCCGCAAUUGAGCGAAAUAAGAAGCUGCAGACCCAGACUACCGGCCGCUCAUCCAAUCAAGUAUCAACCCAUAAUCACAACCUCUGAGCCCUCCUCCACAGCACCUAACUCUGGCUCCUCACAUCAGAGGACGGCAUCAGAUAAGGCCUUUUUGGAUUCCGAUGUGAUUGCUGACCCAUAUCCACCACAGCGCACAGAACAUGAUCUAGUCAGCAGCACCCCUUUUAACAAGGGGUCAAGGAGGACACUGACUGAAGCGCUUGUUGAUAUGGCGGAGGCGGAAAUGGCGCGGCACCCUCCUCUUCCUCCUGAUUAUGAUUCCGACGCACGGAAUGGGGUGAUUUGAUUAUGAGGGUGAAUGCCACAGAGGAAGUCAUUUGGAGAAUGAAGAGGCUGAUUGGGACUGGUUUCGCUCGACCAUGGUUCAUCCCCUGCCCAAGAUAUGAGGAGAGGUAAAGUAGGGGAUACAUUCUGUUCCAGAAAGAGUUGUAUGAUUUGGUGUCAUGGCCGUGCUACAUGCUCCAUGUCAUCAUGGAUUUAAAUGGAACAAUAGGGUUAUGAGGGAUAGAUAGGAUAUUGAGAAUGCAUGCUACCGUUUCUAUUUCUUAUUGGUUGGUGGAGAGCAUUUUCAGCCGCGCCCUCCUGUUGCUGUUGGUCACGUACAUAUUUACAUACAUAUAGGUUCUCCGGGAUCCAUAUGGAAAAAAAAAAAAAGAGUGUCUUUCAUCAUUUGUGGGCUUUGAAACUUAGUUUGUUGCAAGUUCUAUCUUCUUGCAGUUGUGUUUUUAUCAAUGUUUCUUAUUUUAUUUGCAAGGUAGAUAUCUAUUCUUCCUAGCAUGUGUGUACAGUACAGGUACGGUUGGUCAUGUAAUUUGUUACAUGGCUCUCCUACAUUAAUCUGCUCUUUGUGCUU
Molecule: messenger RNA, 1838 nt
Organism: Linum tenue
Lineage: Eukaryota; Viridiplantae; Streptophyta; Magnoliopsida; Malpighiales; Linaceae
Source: the annotation of a GenBank genome assembly